GUCACUUUUGACAUAUCAAGAACAAAAAUGAGUGACACAUCUUUGUGUGAACCAACAGAAAAAUUCAUCGUUUCAGGUAUCGUCACUAGUAUUGAAUUUCAAAAAAGUAGGUUUAUCACCACGAAACUGCACAGAUGUUUUCCUAAACAAUAUGAAGAACCCGACAUAAGGCCCAUGCUAGAUGUGGAAUGGGAUGAAUACCUCAUGCGAAAACGUAGGAAGUAUGGAAAAGGUUUAUGGUCACUCAGAAAACCUGUAAUGAUAUUUCGGAAUGAUGAAUAUUUGGGAGAUGAUGCUGAUCUCUGGAUACAAAUCUCAAAAAAAUUUCGAUUUUCCUUGAAGAUGGACUGGUACGAAAUUGGAAAAUGUCAUUUCGUUUACUAUUUGCAAGAAAUCAUGAGAAAAUUCCGGCAGCUGGCAUACAUCACUAUUUCUAUUAAUCAUAGGGUAAUAGGAACUAUGAUGUUUGAGCUCUACAAUGAUUUGGUCCCAUUUGCAUGUGAGAAUUUUUUGAAUAAAUGCAAAUCCAGAGACGAUGGUUAUAUUGGAAAACCUAUUCAAAGGCAACUUAUUCAGGGUUCCAAAAUACUGAAGCAAAUUGAAGAGGUGCCAACCCAAUGCGAAUGUCCUCUCUACCCAAUUUCAAUAACAAUGAGUGGGGAGGUGACUUUUGAUAACAAACCAGAUUUCAUAACGACCAAAGAACUUCAAGAAUUCCAAAGUAGAAAAUCCAUGACCAUUUUAGAUGAUCUGAUGGAACCAAAAGACAAACAUAUGUCUUUCAGUUCCGUAUUCUCUCAAAGGAAAUUCGGACAGGGAAAAUACUGUUUGGAAACCGAUAUGAGAAGAUAUCUGCCGUUCGUUCAUUUAUUCGAAUAUUUCGCCCCUAGUGAUAAACUCGGAAAAGGUGGUAAUAUUGAAGGUAAUGAAACGAGUCAAAGCGAGUUGAUGAAAUCACCCCAUGUUGAACCCCAGGAUUUCUAUGUGCCUUGGACAUAUAAAGACAGUCCAUCCUUUAGUGAUAUUACACUUUAGUAUAUUGUGAAGAAUCAUAACAUCUUCUUCAACAAGGAAAACUAAAGAAAAAAUUUAAUAAAUAAAUAAACUGAACAAAUAAAA
Leptinotarsa decemlineata (Colorado potato beetle) is the source of this 1119-nucleotide messenger RNA. RefSeq names its product probable inactive peptidyl-prolyl cis-trans isomerase-like 6. NCBI's taxonomy places the organism in Eukaryota, Metazoa, Arthropoda, Insecta, Coleoptera, Chrysomelidae. Gene Ontology annotation, biological process: protein peptidyl-prolyl isomerization. Gene Ontology annotation, cellular component: cytoplasm. The record is from RefSeq and is a predicted model, not a curated record. Gene Ontology annotation, molecular function: peptidyl-prolyl cis-trans isomerase activity.